Messenger RNA from Dichomitus squalens LYAD-421 SS1, 1303 nucleotides. Its product is annotated as acid protease. Lineage: Eukaryota; Fungi; Basidiomycota; Agaricomycetes; Polyporales; Polyporaceae. Gene Ontology annotation, biological process: proteolysis. The record is from RefSeq and is a predicted model, not a curated record. The transcript is spliced from 5 exons. Gene Ontology annotation, molecular function: aspartic-type endopeptidase activity. Bases 1 to 1242 code for a protein of 413 amino acids.
AUGGCUCGCCUCUCCGCCCUCAUCGCGCUCACUGCCGCAGCGGUCGCCGUCUCGGCGAAGCCGAUCCUCGUUCGCGACUCGCCGGUGACGGUUCCCAUUGCGCGUCGCUUCAACUCGACCGGCGUGCGCAACGUCUUGAAGGCGGACCAGGCUCGCGCCCAGGCGCUCAAGGCGCGCUCGCAGGCAUCCAAGAAGCACCUCGGCGCGAUCAACAAGGUCUUCACGGACGUCGACGUGCCUGUGACCAACGUGGCCGAGAUCUACACGGCGAGUGUUGGCGUUGGCACGCCCCCGACCACCUACAACCUCAUCAUCGACACCGGCUCUUCGAACACGUGGGUCGGCGCAAGCACGGCCUACGUCCAGACCAGCAGCAGCGUUGAUACUGGCGAUGAAGUGGAAGUCAGCUACGGCUCCGGUUUCUUCUUUGGUGAGGAGUACACGGACACCGUCACCAUCGGCGACCUCGUUAUCAAGAACCAGGGCGUUGGUGCCGCCUUGUUUUCCGAAGGCUUCGACGGCGUCGACGGUAUCCUCGGUAUCGGCCCCGCGGACCUGACGCAGGGCACGACCUCUUCUGGGGACACCAUCCCCACCGUGCUUGACACCGCGUUCGCCGCGGGCACCAUUGAUGCGAACCUGAUCGGUAUCUCGUUCGAGCCCACGACGGAGGCCUCUGUCACCAACGGCGAGCUGUCCUUCGGCGCUGUCGAUGACAGCAAGCACACCGGAGACAUUGCAUUUGUCCCGAUCACUUCCACUUCUCCCGCGUCCGAGUACGUCGGUAUUGACCAGUCCAUCACCUACGGCUCGGCGGGUACUACCAUCCUCUCCUCGACUGCUGGUAUCACCGACACUGGCACCACUCUCGUCCUCCUCGCUUCUGAUGCGCUCGCCAAGUACCAGAGCGCGACCGGUGCCGUCGCGGACAACUCCACUGGCCUCCUGAAGAUCACCCAGGCCCAGUUCGACAAACUCGAGAGCCUGUUCUUCCACAUCGGCGACAACACCUACGAGUUCACGCCCAACGCCCAGAUCUGGCCGCGCUCUCUCAACUCCGCCAUCGGCGGCGAUGCCAACAGCAUCUACCUCGUCACCGCCGACCUCGGCUCGAACUCCGGCCAGGGUCUCGACUUCAUCGACGGUUACACCUUCCUCGAGCGGUUCUACUACGUCUACGAUGUCGCCAACGCCCAGGUUGGUUUCGCGACCACGCAGUUCACGAACGCCACCACCAACUAGGGUCGAACGCUGGAGCGAACCCACGGCAUAUCACAUUGGCUAUAGAUCAUCGCAUAUUGUC